Molecule: messenger RNA, 975 nt
Organism: Cryptomeria japonica (Japanese cedar)
Lineage: Eukaryota; Viridiplantae; Streptophyta; Pinopsida; Cupressales; Cupressaceae
Product: DNA repair protein RAD51 homolog 2-like
Exons: 2
Coding region: 1-975 (324 amino acids)
Biological process (GO): double-strand break repair via homologous recombination
Cellular component (GO): Rad51B-Rad51C-Rad51D-XRCC2 complex; replication fork
Molecular function (GO): ATP-dependent DNA damage sensor activity; single-stranded DNA binding; double-stranded DNA binding
Source: RefSeq, a predicted model, not a curated record
AUGGAAGAAAUGAUGAAGAUGUUCUACAAGCUUGAACAAGAUGGCAUAGAAUCAACGUUAGAAACUUAUAGUAUUCUACUAGAUAGUCUUUCAGCAGCCGAAAAAUGUAGGAAAUGUAUGGAGAUUCUUAGUUGGUUGGGAAGUUCGAGUGUACAACCUCAAGUCAACAUGUACAAGAAGGUUCUCAAAUGCUUGGAGAAUGAGGGUAUUCCUUUUGGUGCAGUGACAGAAGUGGUUGCUCCAACGGGAAGUUGUAAAACACAAUUAUGUCUCAUGCUUUCAAUGUUAGCAGCACUGCCAGAGAGUCAUGGAGGACUUAAUGGAAAUGUUGUCUAUAUUGACAUAGAACACAAAUUUAACUUAGGAACGAUGAUAGAAAUUAUGAAGUCCAGGUUUCCAGAUAUCUUUCACAAAGAAGGGAUGUUGCGGGAUCUUGCUGCUCGAGUGUUGGUUUUGCAAAUUUCAUCAGUAACUGAGUUGGCAGAAAGCUUGUGGCAACUAGAAGUAUCAGUCACUCAACAUUGUAUAAAGUUGGUGAUUAUUGACAGUAUGGCUAUGCUAAUUUCAAGUGAACAGGGGCAGGAACAAACUUCUUCAAAACAUGAUGCAAUAGGUAGUCAGGCAUCCAUUUUAAAAGCUCUUGCAGAGGUUUCAAGGAUACCUAUUGUGGUAACUAACCAAGUAAGAUUGCAAAAUCCACAAGAUGAUAAGAGUUUUAUUUUCCCAUUUGAAGCAUCUAAGAAGAAGAGUGAUCACAUUAUAACACCCAAAAGAUUUGAGGCACACCUAACUACAGUUUUAGGAACAAAUUGGGCUCAUGUUGUGAAGAUCCGCCUCAUUCUUGACUCUUAUGCAGUGCUGCCACAGUCUCCCAUGCAUACCAGAAGUCUCGCAACACUAAAAUUCCAUACUAAAAAAAUGUUGAAAAGUGCAAGCACAAGCAAUUUCAGUUGGAAGGCAUUGAAAGGACAUUAA